Molecule: messenger RNA, 744 nt
Organism: Aureobasidium pullulans EXF-150
Lineage: Eukaryota; Fungi; Ascomycota; Dothideomycetes; Dothideales; Saccotheciaceae
Product: HAD-like protein
Exons: 2
Coding region: 1-744 (247 amino acids)
Source: RefSeq, a predicted model, not a curated record
AUGGCACCGAUCAAAGAAAUCCUCUUCGACUGCGACAACACUCUCGUCCUCAGUGAGCACCUCGCCUUUGAAGCCUGUGCCGAACUCGCAAACGAAAUCUUGGAAAAGCAUGGAAAGUCGGAGCGCUACACCGGACCCCAACUCCUCAAGGAGUUUGUCGGUCAGAACUUCAGAGGCAUGAUGGUCUCGCUGCAAAAGAAGUACGGCUUCGAGAUUCCGGAGGAGGAGUUCAACCAGUACGUCGACCGCGAGCUCGGCAAGGUUGUCGAGACGCUUGAGAAGAAGGCAGAGCCUUGCGCCGGCGCCACUGAGGUUCUGGAGAAGCUGUACAAGAGCAAGAAGUACGGUCUCGCUGUUGUCUCUUCGUCUGCUCUGUCGAGAGUCCAGGCCUCCAUUAGGAAGGUCGGCCAGGACAAGUUCUUCCCCUCAGAGCAUGUCUACAGUGCUGCCACUUCUCUUGAGAAGCCCACCUCGAAGCCGGACCCCGCCAUCUACCUCCACGCCUGCAAGGAGAUCGGUGUUGAGCCCAGCCAGUGCGUCGCCAUCGAGGACAGCAAGUCAGGAGCCACUGCCGCAAAGAAUGCUAAGAUCCCUCUUAUCGGCUACGUCGGCGCCUACGACGAGAAGGAGGAGCAAGACAGAAUGGCCAAAAUGCUGACCGAGGAGUGUGGUGCCAUCACCAUCAUGUACCACUGGAACGAGUUCUUUGACUGCAUGGAGAAGGUUGAGCAGUCUCUGGCAUGA